UGUGUCACUUCAGCUGGCGGGAGCAGAGGCGGCGGGGGCUGUGUGACCGGCUGUGUUUGUGAGAUGGCUACUGACAUUUCUGAAUCCAGUGGGACUGAUUGCAAAGGCGAUAUGAGGAACAGUGCCAAGUUAGAUUCCGAUUACCCUCUUCGAGUCCUUUAUUGUGGAGUUUUUUCAUUACCAACAGAGUACUGUGAAUAUAUGCCUGAUGUUGCUAAGUGUAGACAAUGGCUAGAGAAAAAUUUUCCAAAUGAAUUUGCAAAACUGACUGUAGAAAAUUCACCCAAACAAGAAGCUGGAAUUAGUGAAGGUCAAGGGACAGUAGGGGAAGAGGAGGAGAAGAAAAAACAAAAGAGAGGGGGAAGAGGUCAAAUAAAACAGAAGAAGAAGACAGUGCCACAGAAGUUCACAAUAGCCAAAAUUCCCAGAGCGAAGAAGAAAUAUGUGACGAGAGUGUGUGGCCUUGUAACAUUUGAAAUUGAUCUCAAAGAAGCACAAAGAUUUUUUGCUCAAAAAUUCUCCCACGGUGCCUCAGUAACAGGGGAGGAUGAGGUCAUCAUUCAGGGAGACUUCACAGAUGACAUAAUUGAUGUCAUUCAGGAAAAGUGGCCAGAGGUGGAUGAUGACAGCAUCGAAGACCUUGGAGAAGUGAAGAAGUGAUUCUGGAGUCAUGUGUGUCUGAGCUGACCUGAGAGUUGACACGGCCUUUCAGAAAUGUAUACAUAUGUAUAUAUGUGUGUACAUAUGUGUCCUACAGUAAAACUGUAGACUCCUCAUCUUUGGCGUUCUCGUUGUUCUGUACAAGGCUGCUUGGUUUGUUUAUGGUUUUUGUUUUUUUGUUUUGUUUUGUUUUUUAAUUGCCAAAGUCUGAUAGAGAGAGAGAGAGAGAGACUGUCAUGCUUAUGCAUGAAUCUAAAUUUAGUCAAAUAAAACAUUUUGGUUAUUUGGUACUGAAUUUUCUUUUUUUAACUUUUUAUUUUAGAAAAACACUGUAGCCUCUUUCCUUCUUAUUGGUGCUGUUAAUGGGACCCAGGGCCUUGUGCGUGCUGGAAAAACAUUGCCACUGAACUAGACUCUUGACACCAAAACCUUCUCUUUUUUUUUUUUCAGGAAGUGUUUCUGUUGGUUAUCUUACUGGGAGAAAGCUGAGUGACUUUUCAAAAGAAUCUGUUUUUCAUUUACUUACUAGAAGUGUGUCCUUGGUUGGUGAGAAUCCAAUGGGGCUUUGGUUGGCUUAGUUCCUUCAUUAAUGGCAAAGUCCACUGUAUUGAUAUAAUGAGCAACAGAGUGGGUAGGUUUGCUCAAGUCAUUCAGGAGAUUACUUGCUAAAGUACAUUAAAAGCCUUAAAACCAUGUACACUGUGACCCAGUAAGCCCCUUCUGCACUGUCUUAAGGGCCAAUGGUGCCAUUCAUAAUGUUACUGAUGAUGUUAGAGUUCAUGAAUACAGAACUGUUAAAUGCUGGUGUAUCUUGUGGUA
Messenger RNA from Alexandromys fortis (reed vole), 1479 nucleotides. Its product is annotated as density-regulated protein-like. Gene Ontology annotation, biological process: formation of translation preinitiation complex; translation reinitiation. Lineage: Eukaryota; Metazoa; Chordata; Mammalia; Rodentia; Cricetidae. Gene Ontology annotation, molecular function: mRNA binding; translation initiation factor activity. The record is from RefSeq and is a predicted model, not a curated record.